This is a messenger RNA of Protopolystoma xenopodis, 957 nucleotides long. The record is from the annotation of a GenBank genome assembly. Lineage: Eukaryota; Metazoa; Platyhelminthes; Monogenea; Polystomatidea; Polystomatidae.
AUGGGCGCCCUUUGGUCUAAGCUUAAACGACCAAGUCCGGAGCCGGACAGUAAAACUGACGAAAAACAAGGUGAAGAGUCGCAGGCCAGAGAGGCCCGACUGGCAGUCGACCAAGCACGACACGAGAGGACUGUCUCGAGGCAGGAUGAGGAGAGGGAGAAGGAGGAGAGGCUGCGUCGUCAUGACGACGAGAUACGAGAGCGUAAACUGGCGAAGGAGUUGAGGGACUAUGAGCUGAAGGAAAAGGAGCGCGCGAAACGGGAGCAAGCGGAGCGGGAGCAAGUGGAGCGGGAGCAACGGGAAAACGAGAAGCGACAACCGCGGAUGGAGGAAAUUGAGACUGUUGAGGAGAGCUUUGACGAGUCGGCAAUCUACGCGAAAGGCACCAAACGUUUCCAGCCAGUGGCCGAUGGUCUGGUCGACUUUGUCUCUGCCGGCGGCGAUCUCUCAGUCCUGUUGAACAGCUACAAAGUGCCGCGAGACUGGGACCAGAAUCGAGCCCAAGAGUUCCCGUUGGGCUUGUUCGAGGUCGAUCGGGAGGGCCAGACCAUCGUCACCUCGACGAUCUACCUGCCCGAUGACAAUCCCGGCACUAAACGCCAUUUUCUCGCCUUCUACGGCCUUCAGGUGCACUACAUCACACCGCCCGACUUCCUCGAAUGGUGCGCCCAGAUGGAGAUGCACAACACCGUCAACGACUAUCUCUCCUUUUAUCACCUCUCGAAGUUCUGCAGCUCCGGCAGCACCAUUCUGCGAGGUCUCUUCAACGCCCCCGGCUCUCUGGGCAUUGAGAUGAGCGACCGGUUUGUAGUCGCCCGAGGCUCGGUCAGGGCGGUCCGUUUCCUGGCCAUCGACAAACGACACGCCAGCAUGCUGACCAACCAAUACCUCAACUCCAUGAAACGCGACAUGGAGAUAGGCACCAUACGUUCUCACGAGUACAGAUUCGACGACUAA